Messenger RNA from Anguilla anguilla (European eel), 4280 nucleotides. It is a transcript of the gene ube2o, whose product is annotated as ubiquitin-conjugating enzyme E2O. The transcript is spliced from 20 exons. The coding region runs from base 254 to 4225 and encodes 1323 amino acids. The record is from RefSeq and is a predicted model, not a curated record. Lineage: Eukaryota; Metazoa; Chordata; Actinopteri; Anguilliformes; Anguillidae.
UGAAACGGAAAAUAAAUAGGUGACAUGUCACAUGUACUUGGUAGGCUACACUACAGCUAGAUAGCUAGCACGCUAGCUACAUGCGCUGUGGUCACAUCUAUGAACACGCAGCUUGCUACUUUUCUGCCGCCGAAACGAUACGCAGCGCUUACGUGUCGACGUAAACACGUGCGGGUGCCUGGUUACAGGUUUCUCUUUCUAUUUUUUCUUCCCCAUCCCUCUCGCUCUUUCUCAUUCCCUGACAACAGCAACGAUGGCGGAGCCCGUAGCAUCGGGAGUAUCGGCAACAGACGCAGCAUCCUCAUCUCCCACCCCAGCCCUUUCUCCGGCAGUCAGCCCGGGUUCCGAGCCUCCCUCCAUGGCGCUAUCUCCCUCCGCAGGCGGCUCACAGCGACUCCUUUUCUCUCAUGAUCUGGUGUCCGGUCGGUAUCGUGGUUCGGUCCGGUUCGGCCUUGUCAGAAUGAUCCACGGCGAGGAGGAUUUUGAUUCCGAUUCGGACCUCGAUGGUGAUGGCGGAGGUGGAGGUGGCGGCGGCGGGGGAGGUGGUGGUAUCGCUGGCAGCUCUGACACCGAGAGUGGGGCGGCUGACGCUCGGGCUCGGCCUCUCGGAAGAGGCUAUGUUCGGGUGCAGUGGUACCCUGAAGGAGGAAAGCAAGACAUUCGGGAAACGAAGCUGAAGCUUGAAGAUCGGUCGAUCGUGCCUCGUGACAUUGUCCGUCGGAUGAAUGCAAAUGACAACCAGUGUGGCACAGUGAUUGACAUCAACAUCGAGUGCGCCGUCAAACUGGUGGGGACCAACUGUGUCCUGUACCCUGUCAACAGCAGAGACCUGCAGCACAUCUGGUCCUUUAUGUAUGGAGAUUACAUUGCCUACGACUUCUGGCUGGGAAAGGUGUACGACCUGACCAAUCACAUAAUCCUGAAGCUGUCCAAUGGAGCCAGGUGUUCCAUGAGCGUGGAGGACGGUGCCAAGCUGUACGAUGUCUGCCCCCAUGUCAGCGAUUCGGGUCUCUUCUUCGACGAGGCCUACGGCUUCUACCCCGGCCAGGUGCUGAUCGGGCCUUCCAAAGUGUUCUCCAACGUGCAGUGGCUGUCCGGGGUCAAGCCCGUCCUCAGCAAGAAGAGCAAGUUCCGGGUGGUGGUGGAAGAGGUCCAGGUCGUGGAGCUGAAGGUGACGUGGAUCACGAAGAGCUACUCCCCCAGGGGCACGGACAGCGUGUACCCCCCUCCCUCCACCAUCACGCAGGAGAACCUUUGCAGAGUCAAGCGGCUGGGCUACUACGACCACACCCAGAGGCAGCUGGGCGAGCGGGCCCUGUACGUCUUCCCCGCCAAGGGAGACGCCACCCGCAUCACCUGCGAGGGGCCCGAGGGGGCCCCUGUGCUCCCCGAGGACCCCGUGGCCAGGAAGCUGAAGCGGAUGUUUAAGAAGGACGCGCUGAAGAAGGCCGCGGACGGCGCGGACGGGUCGGCCUCCAGCACGCAGCCGGCGGAGAAGGCAGAGAGCCCCGAGGCCGAGAGGAGCGCGGAGCCCCGGCGGGACGUCGCCGCGGAGACGGGGAAGGCGGGGACGGGACGUCCCAACAACGGGCCGGCGGAGGCGACGGUGGCGGGGGCGGGGGCGGGGCAGCCCCGGCGGGACGGCGCCCCCCCGGAGGCGUGGGCGGAGUCGGGCGAGCAGGACGCCGACGACGAGGGGGCCGAGGACACGGACGACACCAGCUCCAUGACGUCGUCGGCCAGCUCCACCGCGUCCUCGCAGAGCGGCGGCCUGGGCCCCGGGCGCAAGAAGAGCAUCCCGCUCUCCAUCCGCAACCUCAAGAGGAAGCACAAGAAGAAGAGGACCAAGUUCUCCCGCGAGUUCCGGCCCGGAGACCGGGUGGCGGUGGAGGUGGUGUCGACGAAGACCUCGGCGGACGUCAUGUGGAAGGACGGCACCGUGGAGGCCGGCAUCCGCUCCAACGAGCUCAUCCCCAUCCAGCACCUGGACAACUACGAGUUCUGCCCCGGGGACUUCGUGGUGGACAAGCGGCCUCAAGCUCCUCAGGACCCUGGGGUGUACGGGGUGAUCCAGUCUGGGGACCACAAGGGCCGGACCUGCGCUGUGAAGUGGGUCAAACUCAACUGCAGCAGCGACGACGUGGAGGUCAUCGGUGAGGAGGAGGACGUCAGCGUCUACGACAUCGCCGACCACCCGGACUUCCACUUCCGCGCCACCGACAUCGUCAUCAGGAUAUGGAACUCGGAGAACGGGCAGACGGCGGCGGACUGCGAGAACGAGACCUCGGUGGGCCAGGUGUCCAGGGUGGACGUCAGCAGCAAGGUGGAGGUGGUGUGGGCGGAUAACUCCAUGACCAUCGUCCUGCCGCAGCACCUGUACAACGUGGAGUCGGAGAUCGAGGAGACGGACUACGACUCGGUGGAGGAGAGCAGCAGCGGCGCCUCGUCCGAGGAGUGGGAGGACGAGAGCGACAGCUGGGAGACCGACAACGGCGUGAUGGAGGACGAGCACGCGGGCGAGGGGGCGCCCGCGCCAGCGCCAGCGCCAGCGCCCACGCCCACGGGCCCCCCGGAGGAGCAGACCGCGCUGACCGCCGCGGCGGCCGAGGAGCCGGAGCCGGGCGCCGUCGCCGCGGCGACGCUGGCCGGCGGGGGGGCGGGGCCGGGCUCGGAGGAGAAGGCGGGGAAGGAGGGCGCCGCGCGGGGCUUCCGGGAGCUGAAGGAGGCGCUGAAGAUCCUGGAGAGCCUGAAGAACAUGACGGUGGAGCAGCUGUGGACCGGCUCGCCCACCUCCCCCACCGUGGAGCCCGAGAAGCCCACCAAGGAGAAGAGGUUCCUGGACGACUUCAAGAAGCUGCAGGAGAACCUGAAGAAGACCCUGGACAACGUGGCCAUCGUGGAGGAGGAGCGCAUGGAGGCGGCGGGGGAGGCGGAGAAGGAGGAGAAGCCGCAGGAGCCCCAGACGCCCGUGCGCUCGGAGUGGCCCAGCGACACGCCCGUCCUGUGCCAGCAGAGCGGGGGAAAGCCGGGCGUCACCUUCACCAGCGCCAAGGGGGAGGUCUUCUCCGUGCUGGAGUGGGCACCGGAUAGCCACGCCUUCAAGAAGAUGGAGUUCCAGCCGGCGGAGGCCAAGAAGUUCUUCAGCACCGUGAGGAAGGAGAUGGCCCUGCUGGCCACCUCCCUACCCGACGGCAUCAUGGUCAAGACCUUCGAGGAUCGCAUGGACCUCUUCUCGGCGAUGAUCAAAGGCCCGACGCGCACGCCCUACGAGGACGGCCUGUUCCUCUUCGACAUCCAGCUGCCCAACAUCUACCCCGCCGUGCCCCCCCUCUUCCGCUACCUGUCCCAGUGCAGCGGCCGCCUCAACCCCAACCUCUACGACAACGGCAAGGUGUGCGUCAGCCUGCUGGGCACCUGGAUCGGCAAGGGCACAGAGAGGUGGACCAGUAAGUCCAGCCUGCUGCAGGUGCUCAUUUCCAUCCAAGGGCUGAUCCUGGUGAACGAGCCCUACUACAACGAGGCGGGCUUCGACAGCGACCGCGGCCUGCAGGAGGGCUACGAGAACAGCCGCUGCUACAACGAGAUGGCGCUGAUCAAGAUGGUGCAGUCCAUGACGCAGCUGCUGCAGACGCCGGUGGAGGUGUUCCAGCAGGAGAUCCGCGAGCACUUCUGCGGCAGCGGGUGGAGGCUGGUGCACCGCCUGGAGGCCUGGCUGGAGCUGCACGAGGCGGCCGAGCGGGGGCCCGGGGGCCACAGGGAGGGCCACAGGGAGGGCCGGGCCCCCGAGUUCCCCCUGCUGGAGGAGGGGGCGCAGGCGGCGGCCCACAGCAGCCCCGGCCAGCCGGACCCCAGGGGCGGGGAGGAGCUGGAGGACUCGGGCCUGAGCCCCUCCACCACGCUGCAGCAGGACCUGAGCCAGCACUCGGACUGCGACGGGGCGGCGUGGGCGGGGGCCGAGGCGGGGGCGGGGCCCGAGCAGGCCGGGAGGGCUCAGCCGGACUCCGCCGGCGGCGGCGGCGUGGGCGGCGGCCAGCCCGCGGUCAGACCAAAGAAGCGGAGAAAGAGCUACCGCAGCUUCCUGCCGGAGCGCAGCGGCUACCCGGACAUCGGCUUCCCGCUCUUCCCGCUCUCCAAAGGCUUCGUCAAGAGCGUGCGCGGCGUGCUGCUGCACUACCGCGCCGCGCUGGCGGCCAGCGGCCUCGUCGAGCGGCCCGAGGACAAGUGAGGAGCCAACCGCCACGCGCCGCGCCCCCCACGCCCUGCCCCGCCGCCAGCACCUC